GGAGGAGUGUCGGGCUGUCGAUGGGAACGGGGAUCCGCAGGUAGUGGCCGGGCGACAGACAAUGGAUCCGGUCAUUUAUUUGGCCGUACUGAUGGCGUUGCUGCUAUUCUGGGUCCGGAGAAAAGGCGUGGAGUAUGUGAUCAUCCACCACCGCUGGGUCUUCGUCUGCCUCUUCCUGCUGCCCCUCUCCGUUGUCUUCGACGUCUACUACUACCUCAGGGCUUGGUUAGUGUUCAAGAUGUGCAGUGCCCCCAAGCAACACGACCUGCGGGUCAGGGACAUCCAGAGGCAGGUCAGAGAAUGGAAGGAUCAAGGAAGUAGAACGUACAUGUGCACGGGCCGACCAGGGUGGCUGACUGUGUCACUGCGGGUGGGCAAGUAUAAGAAGACACACAAGAAUAUCAUGAUCAAUUUGAUGGAUAUUUUGGAGGUGGACACCAAGAAUCAGGUUGUCCGUGUGGAACCGCUGGUAAACAUGGGUCAGGUAACUGCACUUCUGAACUCGAUUGGCUGGACUCUUCCAGUGGUACCGGAGUUGGAUGACCUCACUGUGGGUGGCCUUAUCAUGGGAACUGGCAUUGAAUCUUCAUCUCACAUCUAUGGCCUUUUCCAAAACAUCUGUACAGCCUAUGAGCUGGUCUUGGCUGAUGGCAGUCUUGUUAGAUGCACAGAGAAAGAGAAUCCAGACUUAUUUUAUGCUGUGCCUUGGUCAUGUGGUACACUCGGAUUUCUUGUGGCUGCAGAGAUCAAGAUUAUUCCGGCUAAGAAAUACGUGCGUCUGCAGUACCAAGCAGUGCGUGGUCUGCAGACAAUAUGCGAAACGUUCAGCAGAGCAUCCCAAAACAAAGAGAACCAUUUUGUGGAGGGCCUCUUAUAUUCACGGGAUGAGGCUGUGAUAAUGACAGGAGUCCUUACUGACGUUGCUGAACCAGAAAAGAUCAAUAGAAUUGGCUAUUACUACAAACCAUGGUUCUUUAAACAUGUGGAGAAAUACUUGCAAGAGAGCCACAAUGCAGUGGAAUACAUCCCUCUGAGGCAGUACUAUCACCGUCACACUCGCAGCAUUUUCUGGGAGCUUCAGGAUAUAAUUCCAUUUGGCAACAAUCCACUCUUCCGUUAUGUGUUUGGCUGGAUGGUCCCUCCCAAGAUUUCAUUACUGAAACUGACCCAAGGCGAAACUAUUCGUAAGCUGUAUGAGCAACACCAUGUGGUGCAAGACAUGCUGGUGCCAAUGAAGAGUUUGGAGAAGUUGAUUCUUUUCCUGCACAGUGAGAUUAAUGUUUACCCUCUUUGGUUGUGUCCCUUCAACCUACCCAGCCUACCUGGUAUGGUCCACCCAAAGGGGAAUGAAGCUGAACUGUACGCAGAUGUUGGGGCCUAUGGAGAACCCAAGGCCAAGCAGUUUGAAGCCAGGUCAUCGACCCGGCAGCUGGAGAAAUUUUUACGUGAUUCACACAGUUUUCAGAUGUUGUAUGCUGAUUGCUAUUUGACCCGAGGAGAGUUUUGGGAGAUGUUUGAUGGGUCUCUAUACCACAAGUUGAGACGCAAACUGAACUCUGAAGAUGCAUUCCCUGAGGUUUACGAUAAGAUCUGCAAGGCAGCAAGACACUGAGAGUCCCAGGGAAGAAGCCAAAUGGAAUUCAAUAGUAAAUCAAUUUUCAUUGAAAGAUGUAUGUCAGGAUUUUUUAAAUCCAAAGAUUUUUCCAUUUCUAUCAUGAAAACUUUUUUCUGAACCUACUCUGAUCUUUACCUUUCCUUUUUCUCUCUAUACCCCUAAUCUCAUAAAGCAGUGAAUCAUGUUGAUGUUCAAUUCUGUAGGCAUCAGCAACCAUGUGGCACAUGAAAAUUUAGCAUUUGUGUGUGAUCCUGAAAUCCAUCACUUCUCUGUGCAACACCAGUUGGUUAAAUCUGGUCACUAAUGCUUAAGUACGUGACCCACUUCUUUCUGGAGACCCACGAGAUUGCAGAUGCUGAAUCUGGAGUAAUAAACAAUCUGCUGGAGGAACUCUGCAGGUUGAACAGUAUACCUACUGUUUCCUUUUUUACUCUUAGUCCUCAUAGAGUUUUGAUGUAAAACAUUGACAGUUCCUGCCCCCUGCAUAGAUGCUGCUCGACCUACUGAGGUUUCUCUAGCAGAUUGGAAACGUAAGAGUCUGCAGAUGCUGGAACCCAGAGCAACAUGAGAUGCUAGAGGAACUCAUUAAGUCUCAAACUGAAAUGUUGACUGAACAUUUCCCUCCAUUGAUACCUCCCGACCUGCUGAGUUCCUCCGGUGUCUUGUUUUUGCUCUUUGUGCAGAUUGUUGCUUGCUUAUUCUGGUUUUUGUUUUUUUUUUUGGUUUAUUGGCAAGAUAAUAUUAAAUAUAAGGAAUAUUUAGUUUUAUAGUUUUUGGUAAGGCACAUGCAGAAAUCUUGGUGUAUCAUGGGCUGGUUGUAACCAGGCAAUAAUCAUUUGGGUGCCAAAUACUGUGUCAGAAUCCACUGAGCCAAUGUGGGAGAGCUAAACGUUUUCUAAUUGUUUUAUUUACCUGUAUUUCUAGUAAAAUGGGUAAUGUUUAGUCACAUUUGUGUAAAAUCAGCUAUUCUAACAGCAUGAUGUGAAAUAUUUAGUUACAAUUGUUUUAAAAAAUUGAUUCAACAUUUUUUGCACUUUAUCAAAGUGCAGUUUCAUUAGAUAAAUGUGUGAAUGAUGUAAUGUGCUCUUGUGCUGUGUUCAAGGGUAUAAUGGCUGCUGCUCUGACCCAUGUCAUUGUAGAGUUCCUAUUCACUUUAGUUAUUACAUUAAGAAAUUGGUUUAAGUCUUCAACCUAUAUAUAUGUUCAUUAAUAGUCAAACACUUCAAAAUUAUCUUCAUUAUUCUAGGAGUUUCACAUUUUGAAAUUCAAUUUAACCUUUAGAAAAGUAAAGGUUAAGUAUCUUACUAGGGGAAGUAUCUGGUUCUUUAUUCCCUGGAGUGCAGACUAUGAAGAAUGACUUCAUACAAGUUUAUAAAAUGAGGGUUAUGGAUAAGGUAGAUGGUCAUAGAAUUUUUUCCCAGGGUCAGGUAGAUCAAAAUCUGAAGGCAGAGAUGCAACAUGAGUGGGGUAAAAUUUACUCAGAUGAUAGUGAAUAUCUGGAAUGAGUUGUCAGGAGAAAUGGUUGAGCCGGGUAUAAUUGCAACUUUUGAGGCAUUUUGCUAGCUACAUGGGUAGAGGGGCUUGGAGUGUUAUAGGUCAAAUGCAGGAAACUGGAACAAGCAGAGAGGAUGCUCUGCCUGCUAUUGACCAGUUGUGUAAAAGGGCCUGUUUCGGUGCUGUACUACUCUGAAUCUAAGUCAGCUUUUCACUUGUGGUAAAGCCAGCAACCAAAUUCAGCACUUCUGACAACAACACAGUAGAUCUGUCUGGCUAUAAGUGGAUAGUGUUCCAACUUUCCAAGUAUUCUUGCACAUACACCCAUCAUAAUCUCCCUCUGUUUAGGCAGAUACUUGUGGUUACAUUUGGAAUGGGCACAUUUGUUUGUGUAUGAGAGUCUGAAGAACGUUCAGGCUUCCAGGCAUCAUUUGAACAUACUGGUAGUGAGUCCACAGCCAGUCGAAGAGCCCAUUAGUUGCAGACUGCAGCCUCAGUUCAGCACGGAGGCAAAUAAACCUUGCGGAGCAGCGAGCUCAACACCGGCUCAUCCCUUGCCUCUGACCUUUUCAGUCUGGCUUUGUGCUUAAGUCGUUGUAAGUGAGGAGUUCUGUACUCAACAAUAAUCAAAAACUAGCAGAAAGUUAAAAGUUGUACUUGCAGCUUUAUUGGUCUGUAAUCUUUGAGUUACUCAACCUUGUGACACACUUAUCAGAACGGGUUUAUUAUUAUCACAUAUGAGAUACAGUGAAAACAGUGUCUUGCGUAUUGUUCAUACAGAUCAGAUCAUUAAGAAGGAACAAGGUAAAACAAUAAUACUGUGCAGAAUAAAGUGUAACAGCCACAGAGUGCAGUGGCAGGAAAGAUGUAAGCUCAUAACGUAGUAGAUUGUAAGUUUAAGUGUUCAUCUUAUCAUACUUGUAAAUCAUUUAAUAGUCUUGUAACAGCAGAGUAGAAACUGUUCUUCAGCUUGGUGAUUUCAGGCUUUUGUAUCUUCUGCCCAAUGGAAGAGGGGAGGAUGGAAUGUCUGGGGCAGGUGGGCUUUUGGAUUAUGCUGAGAUAGUGAGAUGUAUAGAUAGAUAGAGAAGCCGAAUUUCGUGAUGUGCUGUGUCCACAACUUUGAAGUUCCUCGCUGUCGUAUGCAGAACAGUUAUCAUACCAAUCUGUGAUGCAUCCAAAUUCAUUUUUUUUUUAAACGGUGCAUGAAUUCUAAAAAUUGAGUUGAAGGGGACAGGCCUGUUUAGCUUUCUGUGAAGGAAGAGCAGCUGGUGAGCUGUCUUGGCUGUCGCAUUUGUGUGGUUGGACCACGACAGUCUACUGGUGAUGUUCACUCCUAGGAACUUGAAGUUCUCAACCUCCGCACUGUUGAUAUAGACAGGAGCAUGUGCACUGCUCCCCUUUCUGAAGUCAAUGACCAGCUCUUGUGCUUUGCUGGCAUCAAAAGGAAGGUUGUCGAUCUCCUUCCUGUACUCAGAGUCAUCACUAUUGGAGAUGUGGCCCACUAUGGUGGUGUCAUCUCUAAAUGAUGGAAUUAGAGCAGAAUCUGGUCUACAGGGGGUAGUGUAUCUUCUAUUUCCCUUUUCAGCUGACACUAGUAAUACUCUUGUACAGGCAAGAUAUUCUUUAAAUCUGUACAAAUACAUAAUUUAUUGUUUUGUGAAUCUUUUCACGUCUAACUGGACAUAUUCUGUAGUUCAUUUGAUUUCCUGUUUUGAUUGGGUAAAGAUCUGGUCAAGCCAUUUACUGUCUUUCAGUGAUUUGAAGUUUGUGUGUUUUACAUAAACAGUUCAAAACUGUCAAUAAAACGGAAAAAUUAAGCUAAUUAUUUAUAAAAGGAAUUGGGGGCCUUUGCAAUACUUAAGCUUUGGCAGUGUAAAAAAAAAGUGUGUUGGUGCAGGAGUUUAAAUCCCAAAGAGUUUGGUAUACUGCUCGUCAUUAUGAAAGCUUACAUUCUUAUUGUAAAAUGUUAUAUUGUUUCAUUUAGUAUCUCCUGCAAGUGGCUCCUUAUUUAAGUUGUUUCUAAUCAAUUUAUUUAUUGAUACGUUUUGUCCUUUCAAGAUUUUUAAAAACCUGACCAAACAUCUUUGCUGUUACUGUUGUAUUUGAUAUUAGUGAAGAUUCUGUCUAUCGACUGACCUUCCAAAAUGGAAAUUAAGCACACGACAUGAGGAAUUGCGCUGUUUGCAGACCUGAGAACGUGCUCUCAAACCAAUGACGUGGCAAUGUCUUGAGGGCAGUAAAACUGUUUAAUAUUGACCUCAAUCUGCUUCUGAAGGUUUGAAUGUGCUCUUUCAAUUUCAUCUGAUUGUAAUUAGAACAUUUUGUUUAAAUAGUCAAAUUGUGUAAUUUGCAUUUCUUCUGAAAUAAUCUGUAUUAAAAAUGCUUAAAACUGAAAA
Hypanus sabinus (Atlantic stingray) is the source of this 5505-nucleotide messenger RNA. RefSeq names its product 24-dehydrocholesterol reductase (gene dhcr24). The record is from RefSeq and is a predicted model, not a curated record. Lineage: Eukaryota; Metazoa; Chordata; Chondrichthyes; Myliobatiformes; Dasyatidae. Gene Ontology annotation, molecular function: Delta24(24-1) sterol reductase activity; FAD binding. Bases 62 to 1612 code for a protein of 516 amino acids. Gene Ontology annotation, biological process: steroid metabolic process. Gene Ontology annotation, cellular component: cytoplasm; membrane. The transcript is spliced from 9 exons.